AUGAACCACGCGACGACCGCCCAAAAGAAGGAACGCAACUUCAUCAGCGACCUCGAAGAAAAGGCCCGCCAACUUGAAGCCGCCAGGAUCACCUCCACGAUCAUGGAGAAUAUUCAACGAAGUCGAGCUCUGCUCGCCGACUCGACCGCCCCACCGAUCAGGAUAACUGGUCGUAUGAGAUCGAGACCGUACGACAGGAGGCCCGCCGCACCCCGAACGGCCGUACCUACGCGACAAGUAAGGACCCACCCUUGGCAUCACAGCGGAGUAGAGACGCUCUACUCAACGGGGGACGAUGUAGGCCCGCGCCUCCAAUUCACUCAUACUCAUGAACGCCGUUAG
Messenger RNA from Microbotryum saponariae, 342 nucleotides. The record is from the annotation of a GenBank genome assembly. NCBI's taxonomy places the organism in Eukaryota, Fungi, Basidiomycota, Microbotryomycetes, Microbotryales, Microbotryaceae.